Molecule: messenger RNA, 1653 nt
Organism: Meloidogyne enterolobii
Lineage: Eukaryota; Metazoa; Nematoda; Chromadorea; Rhabditida; Meloidogynidae
Source: the annotation of a GenBank genome assembly
UUAUUCCAAAAAAACAAUUUUAAAAUUAAAAAAAUCUCCAGCUUCUCUCACUCAAAAAAUAUGGCUGCCACAACAGCCAACAAUACAAUUAAUCUCUCAUCAAAUUCGCAUCAUUCAACCUCUUCCCCUUCAAGACCUUUAAUUCCAACUUCAACCUCCUCGUCUCGUCGAGGAAUUUCCUCUCCUCCCUCUUUACUUAAUGCUCGUUUAUUUGCACGUUUUUCUACAAGUGCAAUUUAUGGAAAUCAUCAACAAAAUCAAGAACAAAAAAUGGCCGAGCUUAGAGCGGCAUAUGCUUCUCCUCAGAAUCAAAGCCCUCUUACUAAUGGUAGCCUAACUUCAACUCGGAAUGGUAGGAAUGGUGGUCGCCCAUCACGAGCUUCUCUCCCUAUGGCCGCUUUAACUUUGUCUAAUGAUGUUGUUGAAGUAGCACAAAAUGGGAAAUGUAAUGGAGGAGUUGUUGAACCUGCUACGCCUACAAAGACUGGUCUUUUAUUACUUCAACACAGCAAAGGAACUGCUUUAAGUACAACUUCAUUAUUACCAACAAAUACUGGAAGCCGUCGUGGAAGUGCUGUUGCUAAUUGUUUACCAACUCCUUCAAUAAUGGAAUUAGCUGCAGCAGCGGGGUUGUUGUCUCUUUCACCUAGUGAUCUCGUUUUUGAAUCUUCUGUUCUUGGAAUUGCUUACUACGAUUUUGUCCUUUCUGUUUCAGAAGUUUCUGGGGGCAACAAUUCUUCAAAUAAAUCAACAAAAACAAAAGAAGAAACUAAAAUUUUGACAACAAAUCCUUCAAUUUCUUCAGAUUCCUCUUCUUCCUCGUCUCAUACUUUAAUUCAACGCCAAAUUGGAUCACCUAAAGCCAAAAUAUGCAAACAUGGAAGUGAACCAAGUCCUUCUAGAGGCUUUGACAAAUCUGCUAGUAGUAUAGUUUCAUCAUCCCUUUUUUCAAAAAAUUCUGGAAAACAACAACAAAGGUUGGGGGCUGAACGAAAAACUUCUUCACAAUCUGCUAGACAUGAAAAACCAGAGCCUAUACCUCAACGUAAAUGUUCUUCUCCACCUCCAACCACCACUAUUCUUGAACAAGAAACAUUGCAAAGAAGCAACAACAACGCUUAUUCUAAUUGUAACUAUAGGCUGUUUCUUGCAAAAUUGGAUACUCACACAAAUGUUGAGUGGUUUGAGAGUGUUGUUGUGCCUGGGGAUCUACUAGAACGUAAUCUCAUUCCCGUCAAUGAACUUUCUCUUUUAACCAUGGGAAUUUUGGUUUGGCGUUCAAGACUAGCAAAUUCUCGAUUGCUUUGUUUAGCGAAUGGACAACUUGGUGAAGACUCAACAACUGCAUUAGAAGCCCUAAAGAGAGCAGCAGCUAAAUAUCGUUGCAACCACCAUGUUUUAACUAUCGGUCAAAGGCGUCAAUCAGCAUCGAGUACUCAUAGUUCUUGUUCCAGCUCAAGUUUUAGAUCCUCAAGUUCUUCUGGAUCUAAUGGACAGUCUUCUCAACAGGAUGCGGGCAUGAAACUUCGAGUUUUGAUGUGUCAAUCUCGCAGUGAAUUACCAGAAUUGCCCUCACAAGCUUUACGUGAUGCAAAAUUCCUUUUGGCUCCAAGUUCAAAUCCUUUGCUUUGUUUAUGUUUUCCAUUGACUUGA